CCCAUUUGCGGUGCAGUGUAGAAGACAAGACAGAAAACCGCGUCGACUGUGCACCGUAACACAUCUGAUCGCGCCCCCCACCCUUGGCUUUCAUUUCAAUUUGCUUUAGAUCUUAUCUCGGACUUUUUGUGAUAUUCCAUCGCGGUUCCCAGAAUUGAUUCAUAGCAUAAGCCCCAACAGGAUCGUCGUCUCCUUUCUCUCCGUUGCUUCCUGCUCGCCCGCCCCAUCGGCCGUUGCCACGCCAUGUCGAUAAGGUCCGUGAAAGUCAGCAAUCUUUCUCUCAGCGCGUCCGAGCUGGAUAUAAAGGAGUUCUUUUCGUUUUCAGGUGAAAUCGAACAUGUUGAAAUGCAAAGCGGCGAUGAGCGUUCUCAAGUCGCAUAUGUGACCUUCAAGGAUCCCCAAGGCGCAGAGACUGCUGUUCUUCUGUCGGGAGCAACAAUAGUUGAUCAGUCUGUUACUAUUGCUUCGGCUCCAGAUUACAAGCUGCCAGCUUCUGUUCCCAUCCGGCCAGCUCCUAUGGAAAACAGGAGUAUAGGUGAAUCUGGAACCGCUGUCCAAAAAGCAGAGGAUGUUGUCACAAGCAUGUUGGCCAAGGGGUUCGUUUUGGGCAAAGACACUGUUAACAAAGCAAGGGCCUUCGAUGAUAAGCACCAGUUCACUUCCACUGCCGCCGCCAAAGUUGCUUCUAUCGACCAAAAGAUUGGUCUCAGUGAGAAGAUUACUGCUGGCACAACCAUGGUGAAUGACAAAGUAAGGGAGAUGGACCAAAAGUUCCAAGUUUCUGAGAAGACCAAGUCUGCAUUUGCCGCUGCAGAGCAGACUGUUAGCAGUGCUGGAUCUGCCAUAAUGAAGAAUCGUUAUGUUCUGACUGGGGCUUCAUGGGUCACUGGUGCAUUCAGUAAGGUUGCCAAGGCUGCAGGGGAUGUUGGGCAGAAGACAAAAGAUAAGGUUCUGGCCGAGGAAGAGCAGGCAAGAAGAUUGGAAGGUUAUGAUCAGAUUCAUGGGUCAGAGUCCCCAAAAGCUACUGGUGGUGAUCAAUCUUCCAAGCCUCCACCUGCUCGGGGUUUGAUCCUCUGAUUUGUUAGAAUUUAUGUAAUGUGAAUAGUUGGCAAUGGAGUUUGAAUUAAAAUAGGUCUGUCUUUCAUAAUUGCAAGACGCAUGUAGUAGCUUGUACAAGCGUUCACUGCACAAUUGUAGUUUGGUUUUACCGUUUGCGGUUUUGCCAUGUUGAUAUAUUACUUCAAUUGGCUUUCA
Syzygium oleosum is the source of this 1254-nucleotide messenger RNA. RefSeq names its product binding partner of ACD11 1-like. Gene Ontology annotation, molecular function: RNA binding. The transcript has 5 exons. The record is from RefSeq and is a predicted model, not a curated record. Lineage: Eukaryota; Viridiplantae; Streptophyta; Magnoliopsida; Myrtales; Myrtaceae. The coding region runs from base 244 to 1077 and encodes 277 amino acids.